Molecule: messenger RNA, 2171 nt
Organism: Scheffersomyces stipitis CBS 6054
Lineage: Eukaryota; Fungi; Ascomycota; Pichiomycetes; Serinales; Debaryomycetaceae
Exons: 1
Coding region: 23-2116 (697 amino acids)
Biological process (GO): vesicle-mediated transport; intracellular protein transport
Cellular component (GO): membrane coat
Molecular function (GO): clathrin binding
Source: RefSeq, a predicted model, not a curated record
GCCAAAUACAACAUAGUUAGCCAUGAGUGAUGGAAAGCUCUUUGCUAAAUCGAACUCAGUGGAGUUGCGUGCGGAGUUAGAGCAGGCGAUGAAGAAGUCUAAGUCGCAUUCCCGAAUCAAGAUUGUACUCCGGAAAGUCAUAGCCAACAUCAUUUUGAACAACAACGAAUUGGCCGCCAUGAUGCCCGAUGUAAUUGAUUUGUUUAAAAUUGAUGAUCUUGAGAUCCGCAAAAUGUGUUUCCAGUACUUAUCCAAUUAUGCCCAUGUAAAUCCUCGGGAUGCCUCGGAAGCAUUGCCAUAUUUGGAGCAGUUCCUCAACGAUUCAUCGCCUAUUGUUCGAGCUUUGGCUAUAAGAACUUUGGCUUCUGUAGCUAACAAGGACUAUAUAGAACGGACAGUUGGAGCAGUCAGAACUGGACUCGGCGAUGUAGAUCCUUACGUUCGAAAAACUGCUGCCUAUGCUGUGUCUCGUUUGUACCAGCAUGAUCCAACAAGGACUGAAAAACACAACUUGAUCAGUGAACUUAACGAGCUUUUAUACGACAAAAACCAAGUGGUCGUUUCCAAUGCCUUAGCAUCAUUGAGUUACGUUACCGACCAUAGUAGAACGUUGACAUUGGCUAUAGACAAAGCCCAUUCCAUGGCUCUCAUAACCCAUUUGGGUAAUGCCAAUGAAUGGUGCCAGAUCUACAUUUUGAAUUCGCUCAUGUCGUACGUACCACAAAAUUCAGAGGAAGCCUUGGAUCUCAUCGAGGCAACUAUUCCAUCUUUGCAACAUGAAAACUCAUCGGUUGUUCUCAAUGCCAUUAAAGUCAUCGUUUACUACAGUCAUUACGUGAAGAACCCAGGCUUGAUAUUUCCUACUCUUCCCAAGAGAUUGGGAACAUCCCUUAUCUCUCUCUUGUCAAAACCUGCUGAGAUUCAGUUUUUGGUCUUGCGAAACGUCAUUUUGCUCCUCUUGGGUUCCAAAGAUUUAGUCAGUUUUGAAGUUGAAAUGUUCUUCUGCCACAAUGAAGAUCCUAUCUAUAUCAAGGACACUAAGUUGGAAAUCAUCUAUCUAUUGGCCAACGAGCAAAAUGUCCAUGUAGUAUUGAGGGAACUUGAAGAGUAUGCCACUGAAGUAGAUGUUUCCAUGGCAAGAAAGGCAAUAAGAGCAUUAGGAAACUUGGCAGUGAAGCUCCCCAAUGCAGCAGACGCAUGUGUAGAGGUGAUACAAAAUUUGUUCAACGAAGGAAUAUCAUACAUUGUACAAGAAUCGGCAGUUGUGUUAAAAAACAUCAUGAGAAAGUAUCCAAACAAGUUUCAGCAAGAGACGUUAGAGCUUGUGAAGUUCUACAAGCUAAUUGACGAACCUGACGCAAAAGCAUCGAUGAUUUGGAUCAUCGGACAAGCUUGUCAAUUUAUAGAUCUGGUUGAAACAAUUUUUGAAGUUAUCAUAUCAAACUUUAAAGACGACCCAAUCGAAGUGCAGUAUGCGACAUUGACGGCGGCAACUAAAUUGUAUUUGAUGCUCCCUGAAAAAGGAGAAAAAACGGUAUUGAAUGUCCUUAAAUGGGCUACAGAAGAGUCUGAUAAUCCAGACAUAAGAGAGAGGGGAUACAUUUAUUGGAGAUUAAUUUCUUCUGAAUAUGCCAGUGGUAAGUCUGGCAAUUUCCAGGAAGUUACCAAGGAGAUUAUAUUGAAUCCUAAUCCCAUUAUAUCACCUGAAAAUGAUAGUAUAGAUCCCAAGAUAUUAGAAGAACUUGAACUCAACAUAGGGACAUUGGCUUCAAUUUACUUAAAGCCAGUUCUGCAUGUUUUCCGUCUAGCAAAGGUUAAAUCCCUUCCCAACAGCCCAGUCCUUCAAAAGCGGGCACAAGGGCCAGUGACAUCCGAUGUGACAGUAGCAACCAAGAAUGCACAGUCAACUCUGGGUAGAAAAGUCUCUGUGAUUUCUUCGCCAGUUGCAGAUACUAGUUUUCCGGCAAGAAAUUUGACACCCAGAUCUACUUCUUCAAAACAGACUUACGAUUCUACUGGCUCGUCAAACGAAGACAUUUCUUCAAAGGACAGUUUUGCAAAACGGUUAACGAGAAAAGCCACUCAAUUGGCCGCCAGAAAGGGCUCAAGAGAUUAGGAAGCCUUCACUCUACUACGCUUAUGUAUAAAUAUAAUGAACUUUUUUAUUUCGC